GGGCGCAGGCGCGGCUCGGGCUGGGCGCUCCCGGCGCUGCCGUAAAGCGGCGCCGCGGCGGCUCCGGGAGGCAGCGGGUAACAAAACCCAAACAAACCAAAAAUCACACAAGGACAGAGUUCACUGAAAUGUGAGAAUGGCCAAUUCUUUAAGAGGUGAAGUGAAAAAACUGUACAAAAAUCUGCUGUACCUUGGAAGGGAGUAUCCCAAAGGAGCAGACUACUUCAGAAGCCGUUUGAAAGCAGCUUUUCUAAAAAACAAAGAUGAGACAGACCCUGAAAAAAUUAAGCAACUGAUUGCCCGGGGAGAAUUUGUUAUAAAGGAGCUGGAGGCUUUGUACUUCCUGAGGAAAUACCGAGCCAUGAAGCAGCGCUACUACAGCGACGACAACCCCUGACUGUGCCUGUAACCACACACACCCAGGAAAGGCAUCGCUAGUUCAAGAACCAACAGUCAAAGAAUACUGGCACUUUAAGAGGAAUGAAGUUUCCACUGUCAUUUAAAACAAGCAUUCAGGUAAAGCUAACAGGAUCAUGAAGCAGAAAGUAAAGUAAUGCUAAAACAAAUGCUAAUAAUUUAGUGUAAUGUACAAAAUUACUUCAGUACUUCUUAAGAAUAAGGAUAAAUUGUAUUUACAUAAUUAUA
Molecule: messenger RNA, 645 nt
Organism: Hirundo rustica (Barn swallow)
Lineage: Eukaryota; Metazoa; Chordata; Aves; Passeriformes; Hirundinidae
Gene: ETFRF1
Product: electron transfer flavoprotein regulatory factor 1
Exons: 4
Coding region: 137-397 (86 amino acids)
Biological process (GO): respiratory electron transport chain
Cellular component (GO): mitochondrion
Source: RefSeq, a predicted model, not a curated record